AUGGUCCGGUCCAAGCAAACAUGCAAGAAAACUACGGGAGGGCCUGCAAAGCGCGGCGCAUUACCUCAUUUCAAGAGCGUCCAAGGCCACGCCGGUACAACAACUAUAAAAACCGUGUUCUCCAAGCCAACACCACGGUUAUUGUCAUCUGCGAAAGUUGUGCUGAAGCCUGUGUCUCAUAACAUAUACUGCUUUUUCUGCCGGGAUGGCGGCUCGCUAUACGACUGCUCCAAAUGCCCACGCGCCGUGUGUCACAAAUGCAUCAUUAUCCCAAAGGAGUUUUGGGCGCGAGUCCAAGAAGAAGACGUCCACUUCAUCUGCCCGGGGUGUCAUGAAACCCGGGGACAAGAUCGAGAGGGUGAUACAGUAGCGCCUUAUUCCGGAUUUAUGAACCAUGAUGGUACUCCGACGCUGACUGUCCCUGCCAUUAUUAAUGGCCAUGCGGAAACAACCAGUCGGUCACAGACCCUGCAACCUUCCCACUCGCCUGCGGCCAUCAUGCGACAAGAGCUAAUGCCGUAUAGGCCCAGUGAUAUUAUUCAGUACCGCGAAGUUAUCUUCGACUUCGGAACAGUGGAGAAGUUCAACAAGCACACCCAGGCAAUGAAAAAGCUCGUGCGGGAUAUCAAACACACUGCAUAUGAACGUGUUGAAAUUGUGGUCUAUACUCACUCAGAGACCCUCCGAGGCGACCUCUGGGGGGGAUUCGAAGACAGCGAGAGUGUGGGAAGGGGGAAAAAUAAAACUAUUAUACCUGGUGAACCUGUAGCGUACACGGUCGAUCAAUUUUUCGCAGGAUUAUUUGUCGGCGGGAUGGAGGACUACGCCAAGGGUGCUACGCUAUGGAUGCUCGCAUGUGGCCAUAUGGUACGGGAACCUAUCGCAUUCAACGCGUUCAAAGAUUGUGUCAAACGUUACGGAAUCGAACAUGUGUUUGCAUUUGGUGCCGAACUUUUUCAUGCAUGCCUCACCACACCGUUAUUCAUUACCUAUGUUGACCGCGUCCUCGUUGAAGGUUUCGAGACGCAGGAGGUCAUGCAAGACCUCCUCCUGGCAUGCCCUCGACUUGCAAACCAUUCAUCUAUAGUUCAUUUGCACAUCACGAACAGCGCCUUCCGUCGUCGCCGGCCCACUGUGGCCGAGUACAAGCAGGGAAUGAUACACACUCCGGAAGAUGAGGCCUCAUUGACUACGACAACAUAUACUUUUUUCCAUGAGAACAACCGCCCCUGUGGCAAGGCUUUGCCUUACCAAUGCUCUAACUGUAUGUGCAUCCGUACUUGGCAGCGCCUCGCCUCCCGUCCAGCCACCCUAGUCGAAACCAAGUUUACGUGCAAACAAUGCGGUCACGCCAUCGCCUACACAAUGCCCAAGCACUCGCGCAUCAUCCUAUUCUCUCAAGGUUAUCGCGGGACAAGUGCUGCGAGUGUCAAGAUGGUGAAGAAGGGCCACAGUGCUGCAGGGUCUGGCUGGUUCGUUUCCGAAACUGUCGAGGGUGGCGCGGUGACGGAUGCUGACUUACCGAGCCCCUUCAGUGACAAAUCCCGUACUAUACGGGUCACCCGACCUACAUAA
Suillus clintonianus is the source of this 1575-nucleotide messenger RNA. RefSeq lists its product as uncharacterized. The transcript is spliced from 6 exons. Bases 1 to 1575 code for a protein of 524 amino acids. The record is from RefSeq and is a predicted model, not a curated record. Lineage: Eukaryota; Fungi; Basidiomycota; Agaricomycetes; Boletales; Suillaceae.